Molecule: messenger RNA, 934 nt
Organism: Stegodyphus dumicola
Lineage: Eukaryota; Metazoa; Arthropoda; Arachnida; Araneae; Eresidae
Gene: Fdx2
Product: Adrenodoxin-like protein 2, mitochondrial Ferredoxin 2
Biological process (GO): P450-containing electron transport chain
Cellular component (GO): mitochondrion
Molecular function (GO): electron transfer activity; 2 iron, 2 sulfur cluster binding
Source: RefSeq, a predicted model, not a curated record
GUUUUGUCUGUCAUUUCAGGUAUUGAAGGUGUGCGAUGAUGAUGUCUGAAAAUUGUAUGUUGUAGGACAGCUGGAAUUUGAUUUGUAUACAGCUGCGAUAGAGUAUUUGGCACCGCAUCAGUAUAGGCAGUGAUUGAUUGAAAUAUGGCGUUAUUGUGUUGUACAAAAUCCUGUGUGAAGAAUCUGAAGAAAUUAUCUUAUAAUUUCAACUUGACGCUACGUUCUAGCAAGAAAAAUUACUCAAAUUUAGUAGCAUGUCGAUGCUUAACAUCUAAUUUAUUUUCAGAUGUUUAUAGAGCGAAUUACAUAGAUUUUAGGUCUCUGUUCUUGUCUUGCCCUCUGAUGAAAAAAGCUCGCGUGUCUAUAACAUUUAUGAAAGAUGGUAAAAAAUAUACUGGAAUAGGUAAAGAAGGAGAAUCCCUUCUAGAUGUUGUUGUCAAUAAUGAUCUUGAUAUUGAGGGAUAUGGGGCAUGUGAAGGCACUCUUUCAUGUUCAACAUGCCAUGUUAUUUUUAAGCCAGAAGAUUUUGCCCAAAUCCCAGAUAAAGCUACUGAUGAAGAAUUGGAUAUGCUAGAUUUAGCACCAGAUUAUUGUGAGACGUCACGUUUGGGAUGUCAGAUAUCAAUCACAAAAGAUAUGGAAGGAUUAACUGUUACAGUUCCUGCAGCUGUAAGGGAUUUAAGAGAAUUUCCACCAGGAACUGACGCCAGCAAAGCUUAACUAUUUUUUAAAUUAUCAAAGAUCUGCCUUUUUUGGCCAAUUUUCACAUCUGGCCACUUUAUGAACAUAACAAAAAUUUUCAGUAAUACAUGAAACUGGAAGUAUAAGUUUUAUAAACAGUAUUGCUUAUAAUUUUACUUUUUUCUUUUUAAAUAUUGCAACAUAUGUUGUUUAUUAACGUUCGUAAAUAAAAGUUUAGUUCUGUCACAGAAAA